AUGAAUGAAUUAAAAGAGUUAAGUAAAAAAAUAAAAGAAAAUACAACUUUAAAAAAAGAAGAAAAAAAAAAUGAAGCAGAAAUAAAGAAUUUAUUUGAAAACUUAUUUAACAACAAUUCAAUAAAUUAUUUAAGUUCCUUCAUAAAUAAAACAAAUACUGUUGAAAAUUCUAAUGAAAAUAUAAAUUGUGAAAUUAGCAAAUAUGUUGAUACAGAAAAUACAAGUAUAAAUAAAAAGUAUUUAAAUAAUGAAAUUAAUUCUGAAUCUGUAAGUUGUGAACAAGAAAAUAUAAAAAUAGGUUCUAAAUUACAAAUAGAAGAAAAAAAAAAAAAAAUUAAAGAAAGUCUAGAGGAUAAUAUAUUAGAAAAUAAUAAAAUAGGCAACAUAAAUAUAAAAAAAAUACUACAAAAUAAAAAAAAUAUUGAAAUUAAAGAUUUUAAUAAAUUAAUUGACGUAUUUAAUGAAGAGAUAAAAAAGAGGAGUAAAAACCUUGAAAACUUAAUGAAUAAAAAUAAAAUUAAAAAUGAUUAUAGUGAUAAAUUUUUAAUACUAGAAAAAUUUAAUCAGGAAAUCAAGAAUUAUGAAAAAAAUUUAGAAGGAAAUGAUAGUCUGUAUGAAUUAUAUUUAAUUAAAAAAAAAAAAAAAAAAAAUUAUGACUCAUUGAUAUUUUUUAAAAACUUCUUUAACUGUUUAAAAAAUUUUAUACAUUUUUUAGAGAAAUCUGAAAAGAACUAUGAAAAAUUAAAAAUUUUUAAAUCGUUGAUUUAUUUAAGAAAUUGUAAGGAGCAUAUCUUAUUAAUAAAAGCUAUCUUUAAAUAUAUAAAAAAAAUACAUAAUGAUAAAAAUAUUUUAAACGGAAAUGAAAAUGAAAAAAUUUCAAACGAAGAAAUAAGAAAAAAUAUUAAUGAAAAUGUUAUUUUAAUUAAUUCAAAUAAUAAUACUAUACUAUCAGAUAACAUAAAUAGAGAAACAUCGUCUUUUGUAAAUAUAAACCAUUCAGAAAAAUCCUAUGAAAAUAACUUAAACUAUAUUAAUAAUAAAGAAAAAAAUACUGAUUUUAGAUUGAUGGAUGAUUUAAAAGAAUUAUUUAACAUACAUUCAAGUUCCAUGAUACUAAAUAACAAAAUAAAUUUCAUGAAAGAUGUUAAAAUUAAGUAUAAUAAUAUAUUGAAUAACUUAAAGAAUCUACUUGAUGUAAUUUUUGAAAAAAUGUUUGUCUUUAAUACCAACAUUAUGAUAUAUAAAUAUAUAUAUUUAAAUUCAAGUGAUAUCUCAAAAAAUGGGAAUAUAAAAGAACAAAAAAUUUCUUAUAGCAUGUUUUGGCAUUUUGCGUAUAUUUUAAAUGAACAUACUACAUAUUUAGAAAAAAUAAAAAAUCAUAUUUUUUUUCAUUUCUUUAAAAUUUUAGUUUUAAUAUAUUGUAUUAUAAAAAAUCUUAAUGUAGAAGAAAUAUUAAAUAAUAUUUUUGAAGCAAAAAAUAAGUAUUCUUUAAAAUAUGAAAAUAUAAAAAAUUUUGUUACAAAUGUAAUAAGAAGAAAUAAUUCGAAUAUACUUUUAAAUAAUUCUUUUAAUUUAUUUGAAAAGUUUAAAAGUUAUUUAUUUUAUAUAGAUAAAUUAGAUAAUAGUGAUAUUACGAACAAAGAGAAAGAACAAUUGAAAAAUUUCUGUUUUAUCAAUAUAAAUUUAAUUGAUCAUAUUGAGGAAAAUGAAUAUCAUAUUUUUAUUGAUAUGGAAAGCUUUUUUAAUAAUAUUUUCAUAUCAAUGAAGAAUAUUAAAAAAAUAUAUGAAGAUAAAAAUAAUUCAUACAAAGAAGAGUUUUCAGAAAAAGAACAUUUAAAAAGUGAAGAUUUAAAAAUGAAAAAUGAUGUUUCAUUUGGUGAUACAUGUAUAAAUGAGGAAAAAAUUGACAAAGACGUUUAUAAAGAGAAAGUAAAUUAUAAAAAUGGGAAUCAUGAAAAUUGUAAUAACAAUAUAAAUAGUGACUAUUAUAAAAAUUGUAAUGAUGACGAAAAUAAUAAUCGUAAUAAUAAUGUUGAUCACAAAAAUAACAUUAAUCAUAAUAACAUUAAUCAUAAUAAUAAUAAUGAUGAUAUAGAAAAAAGUAAUGAAAAUUUCGAUAUCUUUUCUGUUUUUUCAAAAUCUCUUCUUGAUUUUUAUAAUUUUGUAGAAUUAUUAUUUUCUAUUAAUGAAAAAGAAAAAAAGAUUUUCGAUAUGAACAUGGAAGAAAAUUUUUAUAGAGAUGAAUUCAUAAAUAUUUUUAAUUUUUAUUUUGAAAAUAAGGAAAAUAAAGAAAAAAUUAACAAUAUAUAUUUUAAUAAGUAUGAACUUGAUUUGAACGAUGAAGAAAAAUUAAGCAAUAUAAAGAAAAAAUUGAAGAAAAAAUAUAAUUCAAUAGAAGAAGAUAAAGAAGAAGAAAAAGAUGAAGAAAAUCAGUUAGAAAAUAGUCAGAAUUUUUCUCUAUAUAUACUAAAUAAAGAAUUAAAUGAAAAUAUAUUUUCAUCUUUUCAUAAAAUGAAUUUAAAAAGAAAUAACUUAAGUAAUAUUUAUAAUAUAUAUUGUAUAUAUAAAUGGAAAAAAGAAAAGAAUAAAUUUCUUCUUUUAAUAAAAAAUAUUUUUAAGAAUAAUUUUUUUUAUUAUCUAAACUACACAUAUUUUUUAUUAAAUGAUAUGUUCAUAAGUAAAAAAAAUGAGUAUAUUUUAAUAGAUGAAAAUAUAGAUGAUUAUAUAUUUAAUUGUUUUUUUGAUUUACAUAGUUAUGAGUUAAAAAAUAUAGAAGAAAUCAAUUAUAAUAUGGUAUUGAAUUUUAUUGAAGAAAAGCAAGAAGUAUUUCAAAAAAAUAUAAGAGAACAAGUAGAAAAGAAUAUAACAGAAAGAAAUAACUUUAAAAAAAUCAUUGAAAAAAAAAAAGAAAAUAAAACAAAUGAAAAUAAAAUGAUAACAAUAACUAAUGAAGAUCAUACUGAUAAUGAUACCUCAAUUAAAAUAAAGAAGUCUUAUUCUCAUGAAAAGGAAAAAAGAGAUUUUAACUUUUACUCCAAUGUGAAUAACAUAAAUAUAAUUAUUAAGAAAAAUAAUUUAAGUUGUAUAAGAAUUCAUAAAAACUUAAUAUAUAUAAUAUUUAUUAUUUAUCGCAUAGUAUUUUUAUCAUAUAAAAUUUUAAUUGAAAUUAAAAAAAAUAAAAAAGAAUACAAAUUAGAAAGUGAUGUAGAUAAAAAAAAUUCAAAACUAAACUUUAAAGAUGAAAAAUUUGAUAAAGAAAAAUUGAAGUAUAUUACUAAUAUUAAUAUGAUAUUAUUCUCUUAUAAAGUUAUUAAAAAUAUUUACAAUGUUUUUUUAAGUUAUUCAUUUUAUAUUUUUCGAUUUACUUGUCGUAUAAACAUGAAAAAUGAACAAGAAGAAGAAAUUUUAAGUGUAAUUAAUGACAAUAUAUUUUUAAAGAAGGUUUUAGAAAAUAUUAAUAAUGUUUAUUUAAAUUAUAAAGAUUUAUUUGAUUUUCAUAUAAAUGAAAAGGAUAUUAUAUUCGAUAUUUUUGAUUUAGAAAGAAAUUGUAAAGUUAUCGAUGAAAAUAAGUUCACUCAUAAUAGUGACACAAAUGAGAAAACUAUUUUUUUAAAUGAUGAAAUAAAUAAAUUUGAAUCAAAUAGUAGUGAUGAUAACUAUUUAAAAUGCCUUUCAUUAGGUAAAAAACAUGAAGUAAUAAAAAAAAAUAAAAAAAAAUAUUUAAAAUUUUCAAGAAACAAAACUUUCUUAUUUAUAAAUAAAAUAGGUAUAUUAAAAAAAGUGCAUUUAUUCAUUGAUAAAUUUCAUAUAAAUAUGAACAGUUUUAAAAAAAUAUUAUUAAAAAUUUAUAAACAAAAUUUUUCUCUUCUUUUAAAAAAAGAUAUUAUUUUUAUUGAAGAAAAGUUUUUAAUUAAUACUUCUAAAAUAAUUAAUAUAAUUUUUGAAUUUUUUCAAAUACAAGAUUUAUGUAAAUCUUUACAUAAAGAAGUUGUUUUAUCCAUGAUAGAUUAUUUCUUUUAUCUAUUAAAUGAACAAAUUUACAAUUUUGUUUAUCAAAAAAAAAAUAUUGAUGAAAAUGAAAGAAUUUAUUUGUAUGAGAAAUUUGUCUUAAUUCCAAGUAGUUUAUUUUUUAUUUUGAAAAAUUAUAAAGGAGAUAACAAAUUUGAUGAGAAAGAUCUGUUACCAUAUGAAGAAAAUUAUUUUUUAAAAAAUUUUGAUGAAAUGUGUUUAAAUUUGACUAAUUUGAAAAAAAAUAAAAUUUUAUUCUUGCUACUUUUUUGUAAGAUUAAAUAUAUUCUAAACUCAAAAAAGACAAUUUUAGAUUUCUUUGAAAAUAAAAACAUCGAAAUACUUUUAUUAAAUAAUCCUCAUGCUUAUGAUGAUGAUAAUUUAGAUGCUAUAUUAAAUGAGUUUAAAUAA
Molecule: messenger RNA, 4419 nt
Organism: Plasmodium gallinaceum
Lineage: Eukaryota; Apicomplexa; Aconoidasida; Haemosporida; Plasmodiidae
Product: conserved Plasmodium protein, unknown function
Exons: 2
Coding region: 1-4419 (1472 amino acids)
Source: RefSeq, a predicted model, not a curated record